This is a messenger RNA of Leptonychotes weddellii (Weddell seal), 1118 nucleotides long. The record is from RefSeq and is a predicted model, not a curated record. NCBI's taxonomy places the organism in Eukaryota, Metazoa, Chordata, Mammalia, Carnivora, Phocidae.
AUGGGUCUAAAAGUACCCUACACAGCCCCUGGCACGCAGGCGGGCCCCGGCCGGCCACCCACCCACCUGCUGACCCUCGGCCCCUCCGCAGGUGAGUGUCCCAGCCCGGGGCGCGGCGGCGCGGCCAAGCGGAAGAAGAAGCAGCGGCGGAACCGCACCACGUUCAACAGCAGCCAGCUGCAGGCGCUGGAGCGCGUGUUCGAGCGCACGCACUACCCCGACGCCUUCGUGCGCGAGGAGCUGGCCCGGCGCGUCAACCUCAGCGAGGCGCGUGUGCAGGUCUGGUUUCAGAACCGCCGGGCCAAGUUCCGCCGAAACGAGAGGGCCAUGCUGGCCAACCGCUCCGCCUCGCUGCUCAAGUCCUACAGCCAGGAGGCCGCCAUCGAGCAGCCCGUGGCUCCCCGGCCCACCGCCCUGAGUCCCGAUUAUCUUUCCUGGACCGCCUCGUCCCCCUACAGCACGGUGCCGCCCUACAGCCCUGGAGGCUCAGGCCCUGCGACCCCAGGAGUCAACAUGGCCAACAGUAUCGCCAGCCUCCGUCUCAAGGCCAAGGAGUUCAGCCUGCACCACAGCCAGGUGCCCACAGUGAACUGACGGCCGGCCUCCCAGGACCCCACUGCCUCCCCGGUCUAACAAGGGCAAAGAGAGCAGACAUGAAAGUGACCUUCUCCUGUCCGCUGUCCCCAGGACAGGCUGGUUGGGCUCUCCUGGCCCCUCUCUCCAGUCCGGACUCCUGGGCCCAAGAGGCUGCUGAGAUGCCAGGAGCCCCUUGUCUACAGCCGUGGGAGACUUUGGCCCAUGACCUUUGGAGGGGUUGAGCCAGAGGCGCAGGAGCCCACCAAGGACUGCAUUUAUUUUGUGUAUUAAAACCGAAAAGCUUUUGUCUUUAAGAAAUAAAAAAAAAAUUUUAAGCCCCAAAAAGUUUGAGGGAGGGCGGAUAAGGGCAGCGAAGCAAUUGAGUGGAUGGCCUUCUGGGGCCCUGCUCUGGCCUGCAGCCGUGCCGGGGCCAGAUGCCCUCAUGUGGGCGCCUUCUUGUGAAUGAAGCCCUCCAUCAUCCGGCAGAGCCCCACGGGUGGGGAGUCGGGUAGGAGGACAGAGGCCUGCCCUGGACCCCACGG